This is a messenger RNA of Brassicogethes aeneus, 579 nucleotides long. The record is from the annotation of a GenBank genome assembly. Lineage: Eukaryota; Metazoa; Arthropoda; Insecta; Coleoptera; Nitidulidae.
AUGCUUUACGCAAUGAUGAAUAAAGUGGCCGUUUUUAUUACGGGGUUGGUUAUUGUCAAGGCUCAAAUACCAUUUUUGGGGUCGUGUCCUGAUGUCCAAACCAUGCCCGACUUUAAUUUAAAUCAGUUCUUAGGAAAAUGGUUUGAAUCUGAACGCUAUUUUGCCGUUUUUGAAUUUGGAGGAAAAUGUGUGACGGCGGAAUAUAAUCUUGGAGAUAGUGGGGCAGUGACUAUCCUUAAUAAACAAAUGAGUUCAAUCACUGGCCUUGAUUCCAGCAUAGAAGGUGUUGGUAAUGUAGUUUCAAGGGAUGACGCGGCCAAAUUGACCAUAAAUUUUCCAUCUUUACCAUAUAAUUUUGAUGCCCCCUACUGGGUGUUGGAUACGGAUUAUAAAAAUUAUGCUGUUGUGUGGUCUUGCAACGAUUUUGGAAUAUUUAACACGAGAAAUGCCUGGAUUUUAGCUAGAUCCAAAAACCCGACUUUACCAAUUAUACAAAAAGCUUAUACCGCACUGAAAAAAAAUGGCAUUAGCAGGGCAUAUUUUAUAAAAACUGAUCAAAAAAAUUGUCCCUUAAAUUAA